Pseudo-nitzschia multistriata is the source of this 2004-nucleotide messenger RNA. The record is from the annotation of a GenBank genome assembly. Lineage: Eukaryota; Bacillariophyta; Bacillariophyceae; Bacillariales; Bacillariaceae.
AGUUGUGCGUGAUCAAGACUUGUGAAGACUUGGCAAACCUUCAAUUGAACCACAACGAUGGAUUGCAUACAAAACGAUGAAAGGAAUCAACGCUACAAGGAAUGGGAACGCACCGAGUGAGAGUAGUAUCGCAUCGCAUUGCACCGCACCAUAUUAACUCGCAUCACGUCACAGCAUAUGACACCUCCGAAGGUAAAAUCAAAGGAAUGUUAUCAAGCCGCAGCUCCAGUAUCGUCUUGAGGAGCCGCUGUUCCUCGUCUCGAGGCCUCGGUAUGGGAUUCUUAGUGGCGUUUUCCCGAAUGAUAAGCGCUGCAGCAAUUUUUUUCGUCACCGUAGCUACCACCAGAUGCGGUGCCUUUUCCACUCCUUCGAGUGCUGUAGGAGUAGACAGGAGCUACGAUCAAACUACCGCUACGAAUCCAUGGCAUUUACCGUUGCGUCCUUGGAAGAGAAAACCAUACAGCGCACCGUGGAAGGUAACGACAACAAAAGGAUCGCGAUACCGAAUUUCCAGUGUUCUGGGAAUGGCCACCCCCAGAGUGGGGCUCGUUGGAUUGCCCAACGUCGGAAAAUCUACGCUGUUCAACGCCGUGGCCCGCACCGCCGAUCUGGCCCGGGCCGCCAACUUUCCCUUUUGCACGAUCGAUCCCCAGAAGUCCCCGGUGCCGAUCCCGGACCCGUAUCUGGAGGAGCUCUCGAAGCGGUUCGUGGUCGUUCCGGACGGAGGCACCCUCCGGCCGGCGAGGAUCGAGCUGGUCGACGUGGCUGGCCUGGUGAAAGGAGCCUCCCGCGGGGAGGGGCUCGGGAACCAGUUCCUGGCGGCAAUCCGAGAGUGCCAGAUCAUUGUGCACGUGCUGCGGUACUUUAAGGACGGUGAUGUGAUGCGGCACGAAUCGAUAGAAGCCUCUUCCACGGAUGGGAGCGAUCGCGCCACCGUCGUCGUCGACCCGGUCUUUGACGCGGCCAUCGUCGACAACGAAUUGCUCCUGGCCGAUCUAGCUCACGUCGAGCGACGGCUGGGCCGCAUCAAGGACGAGACCCCCGAGAAGCAAGCCCUGACCAAGGCGCUUUUAGCUCUCCGAGAUUCCAUCCCGGUGCGACUCGCGGGGCUUUCCCGAGACGAGGAAUUUGCCAUCAAGUCCAUGGGGCUUCUGACCCUGAAGCCUGUCAUCUACGCCUUUAACGUCGACGAAUUGGAUUUUACCGCAAACCGGGGGUCCGUGACCGAAACCAUCCGGAGGGAGUUCAUGCCCCAGAUACGGAAAAAUAACAACUGUGAUGCUUCCGGGGCAAGCAGUGCCCCUCAACAUCAGGACGAUUUUGUGCUGGUCAGUGCAAAGGUAGAAGAAGACCUGUUAUCGCUCGGAGAAUCGGAAGACCAGGACGAAUACAUUUCGGAACUGAUGAGCAUGAGUACAACAACAACAGUCGGCCACGAUGCUAACGAUACGCCGCUAGAAUGGCACUACCAGGAUCUUUUGAGCUACAGAGUGCUUCCGAUCCUCGUGUGUCGACUCCUAUCGCUUUCCUUAUGCUACACGGGGCCGGGGGUUCCGUCGGAACGAUCCCAAACCACUAAGUCGUACUUGUUUUCCUCGAACAACAGCAACGACCAAAAUGAAGCAGACCAAGAAAUGGGCAGCGCGUCUUCGGGGAUGACGGUGUUUGGUUUGGGUGGGCGUAUACAUGGUGACCUCCAGAAGGGAUUUGUCCGCGCCGAAGUGAUCAAGGCGGACGAACUCCUUCGGUUCGACAGCUUUCGUGAAGCCAGAGAAGCGGGAUCGGUGAGAACUGAGGGGAAGGACUACACCAUCGAACCGAAUGAUACAGUCCUGAUCAAGUGGCGGCAGUGAACCUAAAUGAUAAAAGUAUCAACAAGAUUGUAUUCGUCCAGAAGAAAAAUCCCAUUUCAGGAAAAAACCGACCCACCCCCAAAUAAUAAUAUUGUCCUCUAGUACCGUACGUACAGCAAUGAUAAGAAAUAAAUACAGGUAACUUACUUCG